CCUCAAUGGUCCAGAAAAUUUUACUUGACUCUUCUAAGAAUAUCUUAUUAGUUUAUCUCUAGUAACGCCACCUUAAAAGCCGAUGCUGCUUCUGAGCCAACUUCUCAUCACAACACUGAGAAGUGGAAAUUCAAAUAAAGAUGGAUGAUUAUGAAACCCCUCUUUUGUCCAAGGACUCAUCAUCAUCAUCAUCUGUGAUUACUUCAUCUUUGAAAUGGAUAUUGAAAGUUGUAAUGUCUAUGAUUUUUGUGACUUGGGUUGUUUUUCUUAUGAUGAUGUACCCUGAACAACUCGGUGAUGAUUUCCUCACAUUUGUCUCCUCCAAGACUUUCCUAGGCACCACAGGAACCAUGUUCUUGAUUUUCAGUUGUCCGAUUCUUGUCAUCUCUGUCUUAGCUUCUCUCUAUCUCAUUAUCUCCGGGGAAGACAAGGUCUUCACUAAGAAGAAGAUAUCGAAAUUCCCGAGGUUUAGGCUAUGGACAUUCCCUGUUCUUGUGGAUGGACCAUUUGGAGUUGUUUCUGCAGCUGAGUUUCUUGGAAUUAUGGUCUUCUCUGUUUUUUUCCUUUGGUCUAUCUAUGCUUAUACCUUGAGGAAUCUUGACCUUCUUGAACGCUUCCACGUCCUUCCCAAGAAUCGAAGUAUUCUUCUGUUGGAGGUAACGGGUCUGCGUUUAGGAAUGAUUGGAUUGUUGUGUAUGGUUUUUUUGUUUCUUCCAAUCUCGAGAGGUUCCAUUCUUCUCCGUCUUAUCGAUAUCCCUUUUGAACAUGCUACAAGAUAUCAUGUUUGGCUUGGUCAUAUCACCAUGGCUUUCUUCUCCUUACAUGGCCUCUGUUAUGUUGUUGGAUGGAUCAUUCAAGGUCAACUUUUAGAGCUUAUAUUUUCAUGGAAUGCUAUCGGAAUUGCUAUCUUACCCGGAGUUAUCAGUCUAGUGGCGGGUUUACUGAUGUGGGUCACAUCGCUUCACACCGUGAGAAAGAAUUACUUUGAGCUCUUCUUCUACACACAUCAACUAUACAUCGUCUUUAUUGUGUUCUUGGCACUUCAUGUUGGUGAUUACAUGUUUAGUAUAGUUGCUGGAGGAAUAUUUCUUUUCAUUCUAGACCGCUUCUUGAGGUUCUGCCAAUCAAGAAGGACUGUUGAUGUAAUCUCUGCAAAGAGUUUACCUUGUGGAACUCUUGAACUAGUCCUUUCAAAACCACCAAAUAUGCGAUACAAUGCGCUUAGCUUUAUCUUUCUUCAAGUGAGGGAACUAUCUUGGCUACAAUGGCAUCCAUUUAGUGUUUCUUCAAGCCCUCUAGAUGGGAACCAUCAUGUUGCGGUUCUCAUAAAGGUUCUUGGUGGAUGGACUGCAAAGCUUAGAGACCAGUUGUCAAAUCUAUACGAGGCAGAGAACCAAGAUCAGCUCAUUUCUCCUCAGUCAUAUCCUAAAAUCACAACUUGUGUGGAGGGACCUUAUGGCCAUGAAUCUCCAUACCAUUUAGCGUAUGAGAACCUGGUCUUAGUAGCAGGAGGAAUCGGGAUUACGCCUUUUUUCGCCAUCUUAAGCGAUAUCCUACACCGUAAAAGAGAUGGGAAAGCUUGUUUACCUAGUAAGGUUUUAGUUGUAUGGGCCAUUAAAAACUCAGACGAGCUCUCUCUGCUCUCAGCAAUUGACAUACCUUCCAUUUGCCCUUUCUUCUCUAAGAAACUAAACCUUGAGAUUCACAUAUAUAUCACUCGACAAUCCGAGCCUCGCUUGGUACGUCUUAAAUAAGUCUUUUGGGAGCUGCAAUAGGCCUUACUAAGCUUGUUGAACUCUUUAAUGUUUCAUGGUUAUACAGGAAGAUGGGAUGGUUCACAAGGUGGUGCAUCCUUCUGUCAAGCUACCACGGACCAACGGAUGUUCUAUGUCGGUACUAGUUGGUACAGGGGAUAACAUAUGGUCUGGACUCUAUCUAAUUAUAUCCACCAUUGGAUUUAUUUCAAUGAUCACAUUGUUGGACAUCUUUUACAUAAAAAGAUACAACAUAACAACGUGGUGGUACAAGGGACUUCUAUUUGUUGGUUGUAUGGUUGCAAGUGUCUUGAUUUUUGGAGGUCUUGUGGUUGUUUUCUGGCAUCGCUGGGAACACAAAACCGGUGAAGUGGAAGCAAAUGGCAACGACAAGGUAGAUUUGAAUGGAGAAGAAACCCAUAAUCCAUCUGCAGCAGAGCUUAAGGGCUUGGCAAUAGAAGAAGAUGUCCAGAAUUACACCACUAUUCGUUAUGGCACCAGACCGGCCUUUAGAGAGAUAUUUGAGUCAUUGAAUGGGAAAUGGGGGAGUGUGGAUGUUGGAGUGAUAGUAUGCGGUCCAGCGACUCUUCAGACGACCGUAGCCAAAGAAAUACGGUCACAUAGCAUCUGGCGAUCGGCGAAUCAUCCUCUUUUCCACUUCAACAGCCACAGUUUCGAUCUCUAACGAUGCUUUCAAGGCCAAAGAACAUUAUGGAAGGAAAUUCGAAGACAAAUUGAUGCAUAUAUUUUAGGUAAUCUCUGUCAGUAUGUACUAUGGAAACAGCUAUGGUUGAUAUGUGUAUGUUUAUCUUUCAGUUUUCGAUGUAUAAAGUAGAAAUCAAAUGUAUGAGCAUCUAUGGUUUCUAGUUCUACACUUGUUGGUGUUUCUACAUUGGACAUUUAAUAUUAAUUAAAUGCAAGCUGAUAAGUCCUAUAAUUACAUAGCUGCCCAUAUAUUUUCGGAAUUUUUUAAAGUAGAGAUAUAUUCAUAUAUAUAUGAGGG
Molecule: messenger RNA, 2757 nt
Organism: Arabidopsis thaliana (thale cress)
Lineage: Eukaryota; Viridiplantae; Streptophyta; Magnoliopsida; Brassicales; Brassicaceae
Gene: FRO6
Product: ferric reduction oxidase 6
Exons: 8
Coding region: 141-1754 (537 amino acids)
Cellular component (GO): membrane; plasma membrane
Molecular function (GO): oxidoreductase activity
Source: RefSeq, marked reviewed